UGCCCUCCAGCACUAUCAGCAGCAACCCCUCAACAGCAACAUUGUACCCAUCAGCUCUCAAUGCCACCGUGGCUGUUCAGAGAGGAAACAUCAGUCCUGGUUUCUCAGGUUCUUAAUCCUGAUCCGCCUCAGAGCACGUCAGACUGGAUCGGUAAUCACACCAGCAGAGCCAGGAAGUGUGGUUCCCAGGGUUCAGAGCUGGACGGCUCCCCUGUUGCCUCUCUCAGCGGGGAUCAGUCCAGUCUGGGCCUGCUGCAGGCCAUGUUGGGUCAGGUGGAGCUGGAUUUGGUUGCACUGAGCCCUGAUACAGCAGCAACAUCUGCACAGAGUCCCAAAAAGCACAGGACACAAAGUCUCACUGGAUUUUCUGUGGCCUUGGUCUCUACACUGGGACGUUUGGUGCACAUCCUUAAAAAGGAAGAUGAAGCUCAGAAGGAGGCACAGGAGAAGAGAAAACUGGAGGAGGAGCUGAAAGAGCAGCAGAGGCUCAUUGAUGCUCUCACUGCUGAAACCAUGACUCUGAGAGAGGAGGCUACAGCCCUGCAGGCAGGGUUACAGCAGCGGACGGCAGAGCUGGAGCGGAAGUUGGACACAGUGGUGUUGGCGAUGGGAGGGCUCGGACUGCUGAGUGAACACAGUGGCCAAACCCCACACUCUGAGGUUAAAGUUGCAGGCUGUCAGUCUGCGACGGGUGCUGAGCGAGUACCUGUUUCCUCUGCUGUCCUCCUCUCACCACCUCAACAGCGGGACCACUUUCAGCAUGUUCCUGCAACUUAUCCUGCGCCACCGCACCAGCAGCUUCCUGCUGUCGAUCUCCUGCACUCCUAUGGGGACCUCCGCGCUCACAGCUCAGACUCUAGUCUCAACAGUCUGCCCCUAGUUCAGCUUCCCUCUGCUUCCUCGCUAUCGCUGACCCCUGACCCUCUUCGCUCACAGAGGUCUCCGGGCACAGUGCUAGCUGAGAUUGCUCAGCUGAGCAGAGAGACCGAUCUUAUCAGGGCUCAACUCAGCCAGGCAAAGGGCCUCGGGUCAGGGGUCAGAGAAUCGCUCGACAGUGGCAAUGAGAGAAGAGGGUUGAGCUGCAGCAGCACCGGGAGAGUAACACCUCAGAGCGCUGCAGAGAGCAGGAUGUCUGGGUCCAGCUGUAAAGAGAGGUGUAGCCAGCAUGUGUGGACUCCUGAAGAACAACAGCUGACUCAACAGGCAACAUCACUCAACACUUUCAGUGCAAACAGUGUGGAGCAACGCCUCCUGGAGCUGAACAGGCAGAGCGCUGCAGCCCGAGGUCGACUACUGGAAAUAAUCGAGCAACAGAAGCAAAGUGUUUCAGCCAGAGUCUCACCCUCUGUCUCCCUGAUCCCAGCUUCUGCCUUCAGCCCGAAUCCAGAAUCCACGGAACGCCUGGAGGCAUCAGAGCUGCUGCCUGAGCGGGAGCUCCGGUCACACAGUGGUGGCGGUGAGGGUGAGAGGAGCACCUUAAACAGACACAAGGUGAUGAUGUCAGGAAGAAGAACUGACUGAAGAUCACAUGAUGUAGAGGAUUAAUUAUCUUUGCUGCAGGUUUGCUGGCUCUGAUGCAUCUUCUUACAGUUUUGGAAGAUAAACUAGGGAUGGCAAAACACAGGUACACACACGCACAGAUAUCAGUAUUUGAUGAAAGGUCUGCCCCUCACAAACUCCUCCCAGCUGACCCAGUUAUAAUGAGUUUGGUGGUAAAGAUGUGUCGAUAAAAAUUAUGAACCAAAAUUUUUAUCCAUAUUCUGUUUACAUUUAAAAAAUAUUGCUUAUAGCACCAUUUAAUCUAUUUAAUAGCAGUAUUUCAAAGCCUGAACUUAUUUCAACAUGAAAUACUAUCACAUAUAGAUUGUCUGCAGUCAAAAAUCCAGUGUAACCUAAAUUUGUUCCAGUAUUAUUCUUGAAGUGGUUUUAGCUGCGACACAAACAGUAAAGGCUUUAGAGUGAAAGUUGCUUAUUUUUCUGGAAUUGAAAACUCAGUUUCUAUCUUUAGGGUUAAGACUGGAGUAAAGCCGUAUCCACGCUGUACUGUUUAAUCAGUGCUUCUCUUGGG
This is a messenger RNA of Oreochromis aureus, 2068 nucleotides long. RefSeq names its product spindle and centriole-associated protein 1-like. Gene Ontology annotation, biological process: regulation of centriole replication; mitotic spindle assembly; metaphase chromosome alignment. Gene Ontology annotation, cellular component: centrosome; spindle; centriole. NCBI's taxonomy places the organism in Eukaryota, Metazoa, Chordata, Actinopteri, Cichliformes, Cichlidae. The coding region runs from base 61 to 1521 and encodes 486 amino acids. The record is from RefSeq and is a predicted model, not a curated record. The transcript has 10 exons.